Molecule: messenger RNA, 1001 nt
Organism: Polypterus senegalus (gray bichir)
Lineage: Eukaryota; Metazoa; Chordata; Cladistia; Polypteriformes; Polypteridae
Gene: rerglb
Product: RERG/RAS-like b
Exons: 5
Coding region: 170-781 (203 amino acids)
Molecular function (GO): GTPase activity; GTP binding
Source: RefSeq, a predicted model, not a curated record
AGAGCAGUUGGACUGUCAUGUUUGUAAUUUAGAGGCGCACAAGGUUUUAUAAACGCGAUCGAGCUUUUCCGUUCUUCAGUUCGAUGAAUAAGCAUGUUUGCAUUUCUUUCACCUGGAAAAAGAAAAUAACAGACUCAAUUCUUCCGCUCAUUUCAAGGUGAAGGGGAUUAUGAAUGAUAUCAAAGUUGCGCUUUUGGGGAGCGAAGGAGCCGGGAAGUCGGCUGUCCUGGUGCGUUUCUUAACAAAAAGAUUCAUUGGUGAAUAUGCAUCAGAUGCAAGUUCCUUAUACCAUAAAAGACUUUCAGUUGAUGGCAGGCAGUUGAAUCUAGAAGUGUAUGACCCAAGCCCCAGGAAUGGUGAAAAACAAUGCAUCUUAGAAGAACUAUUGGAAUGGGCCGAUGGAUUUAUAGUGGUUUAUAACAUCAGUGACCGUGCCUCCUUUAUCGCUGCCAAAGAAAUUGUGCACCAGAUCAAGACAACCCUAAUGGAUGUCUCUAAAGGUGAAGUGCCCAUUUAUCUAAUUGGAAACAAGCAGGAUCUUUGCCAUGCCAGACAGGUCUUUGAAGAAGAAGCUCGCUUACUUGCCAUGGAAAACAAAUGCCAAUUUCAGGAAGUCUCUGCUGCCGAACAAUAUCAGGAAAUCUUUAGCAUGUUCAUAAACCUGAUGCGGCACAUAAUGGAGCGGCUGAAGUACAGAGCAGACCGGAGGAGAUACAGUGGUUCAAAAUCUAUGGUCAAACUCAUAAAUAAUGUUUUUGGUAGAAGAAGAAAGUCAGUGUGAAUCUGAUGUAAGACAUGAACAGUUCCUGCAAGUUUUUGAAAAAGGGAAGUGAGAAGCAGGCAUGGCAAAGAUGUAAAAGAUGCCAUUUUUUGUAGGUAGUGAAUCAACUGUUAAGUUUUCUUGACUAUGCAGUUUUUUACACAAAUUAGACUUGUAAAAAGUUUGUUAAUGUACGUUCAUUAAUCUCCACUUUUUUCUUGUUUUGAUUAAAGCAUUAAUA